GGAAACAAUUAAUCCAGAACAGAAAACUGCUACCAUGUCUAAUGCCACAUUUGUUCACCCUGCAAAAUUUUAUAUCAGUGGGUUUUCUGACAUCCCUCAUGUUAAAUAUUUGUAUGUCUUCCUGUGUUUUGUCUAUAUCAUGACUGUUCUUGGGAAUGGCCUCCUCCUCUCAGUGAUUUACCUGGACAAGACUCUUCAUACUCCUAAAUACAUGAUUGUGUUCAACCUGGCUUUUAUAGAUUUGUGUGGGAGCACUGCUCUCAUCCCAAAAGUCAUGGACACCUUUUUGUUUGGCAACAGAUAUAUUGUCUAUGAGGCUUGUUUAAAUUACAUGUUCUUUGUUUGGUUAUCUACGAGUGUGCAGUCGUGGACACUUGUGAUUAUGGCAUAUGACAGAUUUAUAGCAAUUUGCUUUCCUUUAAGGUAUCAUAGUAUUGUGACCGAAGCAGCUAUUGCCGUAAUGCUGCUGUUUGUGUGGGUUUUUAUGUCAUGUCUAAUAGCAUGGAUGGUUGGUCUACUUAAUCAACUCUCCUUCUGUGGAUCUGUAGUGAUACAGAGUUUUUUCUGUGAUCAUGGACCAACAUUCCGUCUGGCCUGUAAUGACACUUCUUUAAAUUAUAUAAUAGCAUUUAUUGUUUUUACUACAAUUGACUGUAUUCCUCCUAUAUUGAUAGCAUUGACAUAUAUUUGCAUUGCCAUAGCACUGAGCAGGAUUGCUUCAAGACAGGAAAGACUCAAAGCUUUGAAAACUUGUAUUUCUCAUCUGAUUAUUGUGGGGAUUUUCUUCCUACCACUUUUGGGCACUGACUUGGCUGUACUGACCUCCUACAUCCAUCCUAAUGCCAGGAUCAUAAACUCUACCACCAUACCUCCGUUACUCAAUCCAAUAAUAUACUCUUUAAAAACAGAAGAGGUGCUGAACUCUAUCAAGAAACUCCUCAAAAACAAUAAACUGAGCAGCAUAACCUUUUCCAGAAAGGUUACCUCUUUACCAUGA
Monopterus albus (swamp eel) is the source of this 997-nucleotide messenger RNA. RefSeq names its product olfactory receptor Olfr180-like. The transcript has a single exon. Gene Ontology annotation, biological process: G protein-coupled receptor signaling pathway. Gene Ontology annotation, molecular function: G protein-coupled receptor activity; olfactory receptor activity. Lineage: Eukaryota; Metazoa; Chordata; Actinopteri; Synbranchiformes; Synbranchidae. The annotation marks the transcript as partial. Gene Ontology annotation, cellular component: plasma membrane. The record is from RefSeq and is a predicted model, not a curated record.